Messenger RNA from Debaryomyces hansenii CBS767, 2004 nucleotides. Its product is annotated as LMBR1 domain-containing protein. Bases 1 to 2004 code for a protein of 667 amino acids. The transcript has a single exon. The record is from RefSeq and is a predicted model, not a curated record. Gene Ontology annotation, cellular component: membrane. Lineage: Eukaryota; Fungi; Ascomycota; Pichiomycetes; Serinales; Debaryomycetaceae.
AUGUGGUUUCUCCCACUUCUAUGCUAUAUAUUUGCAUUGGUCUUGACAUUGACAGGUAUCCAAUAUCAUAUAUCUAUAUUUAAAUAUCCAGCAUAUCUUGUGAUUCCAUUUACAUUAGCAGUCUUCAUACCAUUAUCAAUUACGUUUUUAUUGCCCCUUGAUUACGUAGCGCAUAACUCACCGCUGUCUAUAAUAUGGUUCGAUUUACCUGAUAAGGUUAUAUUAUACUUGUGGAAAUUUAAUUAUUGGAUAACUUUCUUGUUGACGUGGUUAAUUUUACCAUUGUUGCAAGAGUUUUUCAGGUCAGGGUAUUUUAAUAUAUUAAGUAAGUUUAAGGAUGCUGUGAAACGGAAUAUCAAGUUUCAGUUGAUUAUCUUAGGUGUUUCUACUGCAGGGUUAGUUUAUCUAAUAUUGGAAGUAGGGUUGUCGCUCAGUCAUUUGAAGUUGAUGAUUAUUGCACUUUCGCAUAUUUACUCCUUGGUAUUAGCCUUAUGGCUCAUGGCUCACGGAUUGAUUAGCAUCCCGAGAAAUAAAUGGAUCAGUGGAAGCUUGUUGCAGGACUUAAACCACCAUUAUCUCAAGGUUCCCAAGUUAGUAGAUAAUUUAGAAGAUAUCAAAAUCACGUUCAAAGAAGACGUUUUACAAGUAUUAGUGUUAACAAAGAACUUCACCAGUACUUCGGGUGAAGACUUCCGUUUUAGAGAUUGGAUCUUACAAUUACAUAAAAAGAUUCCACUCGAUAUAAAAGAAUUCAUGGAACAACAGUACACCCAUGAUGAUCCAGGUAACACGAUUAGCAGGGAUCAAGUGACAACACAUUUCAUGACUAAAUUAACGGCUAAUUUCAAUCUGAAUUUAAAUAAAUUAAAUUCUUACGAAGCUGAAUUUAACUCAGUAUUAAAAAAAAUUGUUUCAUUAGAAGAUGUAUUGAAUUGCAGUGCAAAUGACAACUUACAACAAAGAAGUCGCUUGGUUUAUAGAAUCGAUAACCAUCUAACAUUAUUACUGCCUAAAAAUAAGUUCAUGUUGGAGUACUAUAUCAGACCAGUCAUUAAUAGGUUGUUAUCUAUUGUUUUAUUCGUAUCAUCCUUUAUAAUACUUGAAUCUGAAUUUUUUCAUUCGACCCCAAUUUCAUUGAUGAACAUAUUGAUUUAUUCAACAGGAAUCAAUAAUCAUAAUUUGCUUCAGUUGAUUGUUUGCUGUAUUACAUUUUCAUACAUGCUUUUUGCAUCUUUGAAUUCUUUAACUCGCUUGAAAAUUUUCAAUAUGUAUCACUUGGUCCCUCAUAAUUCAGAUCCUGUAUCGGCCUGUUUCUAUACAACGUAUAUUGCCAGAUUAACUAUUCCAUUGUCUUACAAUUUCAUAACAUUGUUUGUGUCCCGUAACUCAAUAUUUGAAUCAUGGUUUGGUAAGUCAAUUCAUUUAACCGGCUUGUUUAACUCCAUGAAUAACUGGAUACCUAGAUUUGUGCUAAUUCCCGUUUUGCUAACUGUUUUCAAUGUUUACGAUAAGUUGAAAAAGAAAAUGGGUCUUACAUCUGAUAUGUACGACUCAUGGGCCGUUUUUGACGACGACGAAAACGGAGAACCUAACGGUGACAUUGAAAAUCUCAGCAAUAAGCGCAAAGAUCUAAUCAUUGUUGAAGCUAAGCGUAUAAUUAACAGAGAAAUGCUUAAAUUAUCGCAACAACGCUCGUCUCGUCCUGAGAGCUUACGGCCGUUUAAUUUGACGAAUGCUGCAAACCUAAAUUACGAGACCAACAGAUUACAAUUUAACAAUUCCUUGAUGGAACCUACAAAUCAAAGGGUGGACGCAUCUUAUAAUGACGAUGUUCCUGAUAAUACGAACGAUGUAAAUGGUUCUGGAAUCCAAAACAGUAAUAUAUGGGGUAAACUAGGCGGUGUUAUCAACGGUAUUAGGUCCAAUGUAGCUACAACUUUCAAUCAAAAUAAUGCUAGGGCAUAUAGGGAUGAUCCAGACGAUCCAGAUAACAUUUUACUUUAG